UUAGGAAAAGCAAAACUUAGAAGCCCAUGUACAGCCAAUGAAAAUUGGCCAAGUUCAUAGUCUUCUGGAGAGAUCAAGCGUUGACGUGUUUUACGACGGAAACCGGACGUCAGUUGGGGGUUCUUAAAUCUGCGUGGCUUGUCGAACGACUCACUUUCUUUUUGUUCUCUCGUACACUAUAGAGCUGCAGGAAAGUAAGAACUGAUAGAAUGGCUUUUUAUCAGCAACCACCGUUUUACAACCCAAGAAUCCCAUUCAGCGGUCAAAUCCAGGGAGGCCUGCAGAAUGGGAAGAGCAUCAUCUUGAGCGGACGGGUUUUACCAGGGGCUAACAGAUUUCAUGUGAACCUUCAAUGUGGUUCUCAUUCCGGGGCUAAUAUUGCUCUGCACUUUAACCCACGCUAUGAGAGCGCUGGGUAUGUAGUGCUCAACAGCUUCCAGAACAUGAACUGGGGCUCAGAGGAGCGCAAACAUGAAUCUCCCUUUCCCCAAGGCCAAACAUUCACCCUCCAGAUCCUCGUUGAGCAGGACGAAUACAAGAUAUCUACUAAUGGGAGACACUUCAUGGACUAUAGACACCGCUUUCCAUUCUCUAAUGUGGACAUCAUCUCGGUGGAUGGAAUGGUGGAGUUGAACUCUAUUGUCUUCCAGAAUCCUGCGGCUUAUACAGCACCUCAAGCAGCAUUUCAGCCCCAGUAUGCUGCACCUCCAGGAUGUGGAUUCCCGGCAUACCCAGCUGCACCUAACUAUACUAUCCCGUACAAAACCGUCAUCAACGGUGGACUUCACCAUGGCAAAAACAUUGUCAUCCAUGGAGUUAUCAAUCCCAAUGCUAACAGAAUAAUUUUUAACCUGCGCCACAGAAGUGGGAUUGCACUGCACUACAAUCCUCGUUUCGAUGAGAGCGUGGUUGUGCGCAACUCCAAUCAGAUGGAGCAGUGGGGUGCAGAGGAGCGGUUUGGAGACUUGCCCUUUCAAAAAGGACAACCUUUCCAGGUCACUAUCUCCUGCGAACCCCAUCAUUACAAUGUGUUUGUCAACGGCAAACAAGCACACACUUACAAACAUCGCUACACAAAUCUGACUGACAUUGAUAUUUUGGAGAUUUGCGGAGAUCUGCAGCUGACUUUUGUGCAGGCUUAACAGGAAUCUGUGAUGUUUCAUUUUUAAAUCACUUUUAAGAGAAAGCAAUGCUUAUUAUUGAAAAGUAGAAUUGCUUUCAAAUACGGAGAAAUGGGUGACCGUAAACAUGAAAAGCACUGUGAUUUUGCUAUUUUGAAUCAACAUGAAAUCCUUAAUUAUUGCUUAACAAAGGUGAAUUAAGAGGACCAUACUUCUCUGAUAUGCUAAAUGUAAUGCUUUUAUAAUGCUUAUAGGCUAAAGCAUCUUAAAUUGAUCUGAAAUAA
Messenger RNA from Carassius gibelio (silver crucian carp), 1405 nucleotides. Its product is annotated as galectin-9. Bases 210 to 1142 code for a protein of 310 amino acids. Lineage: Eukaryota; Metazoa; Chordata; Actinopteri; Cypriniformes; Cyprinidae. The record is from RefSeq and is a predicted model, not a curated record. Gene Ontology annotation, cellular component: cytosol; nucleus. Gene Ontology annotation, molecular function: carbohydrate binding; galactoside binding. The transcript has 10 exons. Gene Ontology annotation, biological process: positive regulation of gene expression; negative regulation of CD4-positive, alpha-beta T cell proliferation; negative regulation of type II interferon production.